Molecule: messenger RNA, 1953 nt
Organism: Chanos chanos (milkfish)
Lineage: Eukaryota; Metazoa; Chordata; Actinopteri; Gonorynchiformes; Chanidae
Gene: alg12
Product: ALG12 alpha-1,6-mannosyltransferase
Exons: 9
Coding region: 1-1461 (486 amino acids)
Biological process (GO): protein N-linked glycosylation
Cellular component (GO): endoplasmic reticulum membrane
Molecular function (GO): alpha-1,6-mannosyltransferase activity
Source: RefSeq, a predicted model, not a curated record
AUGGCUGAGAAGGGAAUUAUCUCUGAGCGACCAAUGUUUUUGUUAGUUUUCAUAGUGUUCUUACAUCUGUUUAUAUGUCCCUUCACCAAAGUAGAGGAAAGUUUCAAUUUACAAGCAAUACACGAUAUCAUUUACCACAGAACUGAUUUAGAAAAGUAUGAUCACCAUGAAUUUCCAGGUGUGGUUCCUCGCACAUUCCUUGGACCAUUGUUUAUAUCAGCACUCUCCUCACCAAUGGCCUACUUACUCUCCCUUUUUGGUGCCCCCAAAUUUUACACACAAGUCCUUGUGCGAGGUGUUUUAGGGAUAUGUGUCUCCCUCACCCUUUGGCAAAUGCAGCGUGAAGUUCGGAGACAGUUUGGAUCCACAGUGGCUGGGCUGUUCUGUUUCAUUUGCUCAUCACAGUUCCACCUGAUGUUUUACUGCACAAGGCCUCUUCCAAACAUAUUUGCACUACCGAUAGUUCUAAUGGCAUUCACUUCCUGGAUGGCACAAAGAUAUGGAUCCUUCAUCUCUCUGUCUGGUUUUGUCAUAAUUGUAUUCCGCUCAGAACUAUGCCUUUUUCUUGGGCUCAUGCUUUUGAUAUCACUGUUGAGCAGGAGACUCACCUUACUGCAAUUGUUUUAUUAUGCCAUACCAACUGGGAUUUUCUCAUUGGGCCUCACUGUCAGCGUUGAUUCUUUUUUUUGGAGGACAUUGUUAUGGCCUGAGGGUCAGGUACUCUGGUACAAUACCAUACUGAACAAAAGCUCCAACUGGGGAAUCUCCCCUUUCCUGUGGUACUUCUACUCAGCAGUCCCCCGUGCUCUUGGCAGCACGGUGCUUUUUGUCCCGCUCGGCAUUCUUGACAGACGGAUGAGGACUUUGCUCCUUCCAACACUGGGCUUCAUCCUACUGUACUCUCUGCUCCCCCAUAAGGAGCUCCGCUUUAUUAUUUACACCUUCCCCGUGUUAAAUGUGGUGGCUGCACGCGGAUGCUCUUUUAUUUUCAUCAACUUCCACAAAUCAUGGAUGUAUAAAAUAGGCUCCUUGCUGGUGAUAGGCCAGCUGCUGACAAACACUGUAUACUCGGGCAUUUCCCUGUACGUCUCCCAUCAUAAUUACCCUGGCGGAAGAGCAAUGCAAGAACUACACACAUUAGUCCCUGCAGAAUCAAAUGUCUCUGUACACAUAGAUGUACUUGCAGCACAGACAGGAGUCUCUCGCUUCUUAGAACUGAAUUCUAACUGGCAGUAUGACAAAAGAGAGGAUUUGGCUCUUUCAGACCCACGUAUGAAGGAAUACUCACAUAUAUUGAUGGAGGCAAACUCAACCCAGAUAGAACUACUUAGUGACUCCCACCACCCUUUGACCUUCAUCCAAGGGUACCAGAGUCUGGCACUGCAUCCUCUGCAGUUUCCACCACUGAGUGUUAAACUGAACAAUAAGCUGGUAUUGUUGGAGAGACUUUUCAAAUCUUGAAAAGAUUCAAGGUGUGACUAGAGACAUGAGUUCACUAAAAUAGUAAGGAAAUACUUUAUACAAAAAGAUGUACCCAUUCAGAACAGUGGGUGACAUAUUUGGAAAUGAAAGGCAAUUGUGGGAGCAGUUAAGACCAGUCUAUAUUUACCUGUAAAUGGUGAUGGGCUACUGUGGUGUGAAAAUCCUCAACACAAGAUAAACUGUUUUGUCACCAAUUUGUAUUUGCUUCUGGAACAGGCACCUGAAGUUGUGUAAUGACUUGGUCAUCUGCGCACCACUUCCUGUUGCUUACAAUGAAAACAUGCAAGUAUUCUCGCAGACAGUUUGUCUUGUGUAACAGGAAAAAGAAUGAAUUCUUUCUGUAAAGAGUAUUGUUAUACCUUCUCACUGUCAUGGCAUAUACUCUUAAAAGACUGUGUUCCCUGUCAGUUUGGAUUGCAAAAGAGAUCUUCAUCACAUGGUGUUAUGGUUCCAAAUUCACAAUAACAUGUA